AUGCUCGACUUGCUGAGCGUUUCUUUACUCGCAGUCGCAGCAUACAACACUUUGGAACUCCUGUUCUGGAUAUUCGACUUCUUCAAGCGCUGGAGGGGUCUCUAUUUCUGGAGCAUUCUGACCGCAACACUUUCCGUCGGCGCCUUCACGGUCGUCGUCGUUAUUUCGACAUUCCGAGACGUCCCUCCGAUAGCUGUCGGUAUCUGCAUCGCCCUGGUAUACCCCUGCAUGCAGGUUACUGCGAACCUGGUUCUAUACUCGCGCCUCCAUCUAAUCACGAAGAGCGGCACCCUCACUUUCACGCGCUGGCUUAUCAUUGUCAGCUGCAUCGUUCUAUACAUCCCGUAUAUCACGAUCCUGAUUGGAUUUUCAUCUGGCGACAAACGAUUCAACCGUGCUGAAGAGGUCAACGAACGGUACGCGGUCGCUGGUUCUAUCUGCCGGGAACUUUUUAUUUGCGGGGUAUACAUCUACGAAUCCGUCAAACAGCUCAAGCCGAUCAUGAUGAUGAAGGGACACACAGGGCGCAAGGUCAUGGUGCACCUGAUCCUCGCCAAUGGUGCAGUCGUCGCGCUCGACGCACUUAUGCUGGCAUCAUUAUUUUCCCAUAUACAGCAUGUGGGCCAGCAGUAUAACGGCAUAGGGUUGCCUUUUAACUGCGCGUCGCAGAGUGUGAAGCUGAAGAUUGAGUUUUCGAUUUUGAACAAGCUGCUUGAGUUGCUUGGGACGCCUAUGAAUUCGCUUGACUGUCGCUCGCCGGGGCGGCUGAAUGAGCAGGGCGAUAGCCUGGUUGACAUGAUGCGGGAGAGUGCCGGGACGGGGUCAAGUUCGUUGGGGCCAAGCUCGCCGGGGAUUCAUCGUGAGCCUGUAUAA
This is a messenger RNA of Aspergillus versicolor CBS 583.65, 873 nucleotides long. RefSeq lists its product as uncharacterized. The transcript has a single exon. Bases 1 to 873 code for a protein of 290 amino acids. The record is from RefSeq and is a predicted model, not a curated record. Lineage: Eukaryota; Fungi; Ascomycota; Eurotiomycetes; Eurotiales; Aspergillaceae.